Culicoides brevitarsis is the source of this 1039-nucleotide messenger RNA. It is a transcript of the gene sro, whose product is annotated as D-beta-hydroxybutyrate dehydrogenase, mitochondrial. Gene Ontology annotation, biological process: steroid metabolic process. The coding region runs from base 15 to 1019 and encodes 334 amino acids. Lineage: Eukaryota; Metazoa; Arthropoda; Insecta; Diptera; Ceratopogonidae. Gene Ontology annotation, cellular component: intracellular membrane-bounded organelle. The transcript has a single exon. Gene Ontology annotation, molecular function: oxidoreductase activity. The record is from RefSeq and is a predicted model, not a curated record.
UUCUGUUGUUUUGAAUGUUUCUCAGUUUACAUUUAGCAAUGGUUGUGAAAAGUCUCGUUUCUUGGUUUCUUUCUGCCUUUUGGCGACAAAAACAAAUCAAAGUAAAUCGUAAUUUAGUUGUUCUUAUAACGGGAUGCGAUUCAGGACUUGGUCAUUUUGCUGCUCGAAGAUGUCAUGAAGAAGGCUUUACAGUAAUUGCUACUGUGUUGGACAAAAACUCAAAUGGUUCGAAGAAACUUUUACAAGAAAUCGGCGAUUCUGAAUAUUUUCAUUCAAUCCCCAUGAAUCUCAAGAGCGACGAAUCCAUCAAAAGUGUUUAUGAUUUUGCUUCAAAGUUUAUGGAGAACAACGAUGUUCGCUUUCACGCAUUGAUAAAUAACGCCGGCGUAAUGUGUUUUGGAGAAUUCGAAUGGUUAACAUCGGAUAUUAUGAAUGAAGAGCUUCGCGUUAAUCUUAUCGGACCUAUGACGCUCGUCAAACAUUUUCUUCCAAUGAUUCGUCAACAUAAAACACGAAUUAUCAAUGUAACAAGUCAUUGUUCAUUGAAAUCUUUACCCGGAUUGUCUGUAUAUUCCGCAAGUAAAGCAGGUUUUCGUUUUUGGACAGAAGCUUUGGAAAAGGAACUUUACAAAUUUGGCGUAAGAGUUGUUAAUUUCAUUCCCGGAUCGUUCAUUACGUCAAGCAAUAUUGUCAAUAGGAGUCUCAUGUUAUCGAAAACGAUGAAAAAUGGAUUAUCAAAAGAACAAAUCGACACUUAUGGAUAUUAUUUUGAAGAGUAUUAUACAUAUUUGGGUCACGUUGCGAACUAUGUGACAGAAUUUCCGACAGAAUUUCAUCCAGAGAUCAUUUCAAAGUUAAUGAAUGCCAUAACUGAUGAAAAUCCGAGAUGUUUGUACAAAGCUGAACCAUGGCGAUACACUUUUUAUUAUAAUUUAUUUAGAAUUAUUCCUCAAGGGCCUUUGGAAAGAUGGUUAGUUGAGAAAUUCAUGUUAAUGCCAAAAAUGAAAAUAAAUAAAUAAAAAUGCUUAUUGAUUUAUAA